This is a messenger RNA of Effrenium voratum, 1067 nucleotides long. NCBI's taxonomy places the organism in Eukaryota, Dinophyceae, Suessiales, Symbiodiniaceae. The record is from the annotation of a GenBank genome assembly.
GCCAAGCCCCUGAAGGCAGAGCCAAGGCCUCUCUAGAGCCUCUAGAGCCAUGCCCCUUGACAAAUCCCGCAUCCAGGGCUUUGGCAGCAGCAACGGCCCUGCGCAACAAGAGUCCUCCUGGUUCGCAAGCAGUUCGACACCCGCUCCACAGGCACCCAAGUGCCCAGCUGGCCAUGAACUGGCCCCCUGGUGCGCUAAGUCCGGGGCCUCGCCUGGCUGGUGCGAUGGCUGCGGAGCCAAGAUCAAGGCAGGACAGCCUGUCAUGGACUGCAGACAAUGCAACUACUACCUUUGCAGGACCUGCGCUCCGCAGGCGGAGGCAGAGGAAGAAGCACCCUCCUUCUGGGGAGCAGUGGCUUCACUAACAGACAUGGGGUCUGGCCCGGCCAUCAGUAGCGCUUUGGACAACGUAGCCUUGAGCAUUGGCGAUGUCAUUGAUGCCGCUACCCAGGACAUGUCGGAGAUGGCAUCAGACUUCAAGUCUUUUGUUGCCUCCGCGGUUGGCAUCGAGGAUGAAUCGGGAGAUGAGGCGGAGCGGCAGAAGGCAGCCGCCAUGAAGAAGAGCAUAGAGAGUGUGUCUCCACGCUCCAGGCAAGAAGCGACAUCAGCCAUCUCCGACUUUUGCCAGAAGUAUCCAGCUGCACGGGUGCGGCCAAAUUCGCAAGAGCUGGAGAAGCUUUGGGCCAAGAUCAGCUGCCUCAAGCCCGUGGCACUCACCAGUGCCUUUUACGAGGAGCUUAGCUUCGCCAAUGGCGACACGUCCUGGCAACCACGGCUCCGUGUCCUGUACGCCCUGGAACACCUCUUCAAGCAAGGCGGUACGGGCAAGGAGGUAGCGAUGAGCACCUUUGGACAAGCAAGAGGGCUCAUCCAGCAUCUUGUAGAGGUCCAGCAGUGCUCUGACAAGGCUCAGGAGGUCACGAAGCUGUUCACCGGGAAGGUUGAGGAAGAUCCCGGUUCCAAAGCUGACACUGAAGGCACAGACAAGGCGAAGCCGGCAGUCAAGGCCGUGCGGCCUGAGCCAGAGGCCGCACCAGACCUGCUGGACAUGUCGGAGCCUGCACCAG